GGCCAGUGGUGGCAGCUGGUGGCAGCAGGCCAAGCUGGAUCCUGCCAGGCUGAGGGUGUCCUGGAGGGCAUCAGGCUUCCCCUCCUCCAGCUCCGAAAGUCUGGCAACUUGACCAGAUUUGGCUAGCUUGUUGGACUGGGGUGGGAUAGUUUCCUCAUAUUGCCUCCUCUGUCCCACGACCACCACCACCACUGGGUAAGGCCAUGUCCAGGAGCAGAAAUGGGUUACUAUUCCUCUCACCUCUAGCAGGGAUCAGGGCCCCAUUCAGGGUUCCCAUCCUACUGAUUCUACAGAUCUGGUUGCAGCAUGCCCCCAAGGCUCCCCAUUGUACAAACUGGGAACAAAUUUGCAAGAAAACGUUAAGAAUCUGCAUAAGGUCCCAACAGGUGAAGGCAGCCCAGAUCUAGGUCCUAUACGUCCAGUUCCCUGACCGCGCUUCCAUUAACCUGGCCCAACACGCCAGGCAGCUCGGGCCACUAGGUGCAGGUAAGAGCCCGAGCGGCUGGGCCAGGUGCCCAUUCGAGGACCCAGGUGAGGCCAACCUGGGGCAGCCCUCGGCCGGCACCUUGGCACCCCCGUUGGUUCAAAGGGCCAGGCCCCGCCCCCUCCAGGCCCCCGAGCCCGCUUUGAAGUGCUGAUGCGGCCUGGAAGGGGCCACUUCACACCUCGGGCUCUGGAUAAAGCGGUCGCCGGCCGCCGGCCCACAGACGCGCCACCGCCGCCAUGGCCCAGUCCCUAUGCCCGCCGCUCUCCGAGUCCUGGCUCCUCUCCCCGGGAUGGGCCCCCGCUCGGCCUCCGCCGCCCUCCGACAGGGACUGCGGGUGCUCCCCGGCCUCGUCCCCGGACUCCUGGGGCAGCGUCCUGGCCGGCAGCCCCGAGCCGAGCCUCGGGCAGCCCGGCGCCCACGCGGCCCCCCGAGUCCGGAGCGCGGGGAGGCGCGGCGCCCGCGGCAGCCGCCUGGGCUCGGGGCAGCGGCAGAGCGCCAGCGAGCGCGAGAAGCUGCGCAUGCGCACCCUCGCCCGCGCCCUGCACGAGCUGCGCCGCUUCCUGCCGCCGUCCGUCGCGCCCGCCGGCCAGACCCUCACCAAGAUCGAGACGCUGCGCCUGGCCAUCCGCUACAUCGGCCACCUGUCGGCCGUGCUGGGCCUCAGCGAGGAGAGCCUGCGGCAGCGGCGGCGGCGGCGGCGCAGCGACGCGGCGACCCCUCGGGGCUGCCCGCUCUGCCCCGACGGCGGCCCCGCGCAGGUGCAGGCGCCGGCGCGCGCCCCAGUGCUGGGCUCCGCCGCGACGUGGGAGUCCUCGCCCGCCUGUCCCGCAGCACUAGCGGCUCCCGAGCCUCGAGACCCGCCGGUGCUCUGCGACCAGGAGGCGUGUCCGGAAUCGCAGGCAAUGGAGCUGGACCCCUUGUCCCCGCUCUUUCCUGGCGACGUGCUGGCCCUGCUGGAAACCUGGAUGCCCCUUUCGCCGCUGGAGUGGCCGCCCGCCUGAAUCGUUGAAGUGACGCCCUGUAACUGACACCCUGUCUAUGAGCAUUGAGGCCUUCUUGGCCUCAGCACCUUCAAAACGGCCGCUCUCCAGACUCCCUUUCCUGGGAGGGGGCCCCUGUGAUACUGGCAUACGCGUUCCUGAGAGGGAGAGCCUGUCCCCACCCAGGACGGUCCUCCCCAGCCCCUCCCUCAAUGGAGGGACCUAUAGGUAGACCCUGGGAGGCCGGCAGGGGGUGCCUGCCUAGUAUGUAUUUAUUUAUUUGUGAAUAAACGUGCUGGUGUCCAUUGACCUGUUCUUCCUCUACAUGGGCACAAAGCUCCCUCCCCCUCUCCAAAGAAGAACUUGGAAGAAUCAAGAGG
Molecule: messenger RNA, 1847 nt
Organism: Lutra lutra (Eurasian river otter)
Lineage: Eukaryota; Metazoa; Chordata; Mammalia; Carnivora; Mustelidae
Gene: MESP1
Product: mesoderm posterior bHLH transcription factor 1
Exons: 2
Coding region: 724-1488 (254 amino acids)
Biological process (GO): mesoderm formation; somite rostral/caudal axis specification; regulation of transcription by RNA polymerase II
Cellular component (GO): nucleus
Molecular function (GO): RNA polymerase II cis-regulatory region sequence-specific DNA binding; DNA-binding transcription factor activity, RNA polymerase II-specific; protein dimerization activity
Source: RefSeq, a predicted model, not a curated record